AUGGGUUGCCUGUGGCUCGUGCAGGGGGGCCCGGUUGUUCGAGUGGGUAACGACGACCACGGGCCGCCAUGGCUGAAGCCCUUGUUGAAGACGAGCUUCUUCGUCCCCUGCCGGGUCCACGGGGUCGCCAACAAGAGCGAGUGCAAUAUGUACUGUUUGGACUGCAUGGGAGACGCCUUGUGCUCUUAUUGCCUCGCCCAACACAAAGACCACCACAUUGUUCAGGUCCACACUCGGGUCCUUUCCCUAUUCCCGUUCUUCCGAUUCGAUCAUAACUCUUUCUCUCUCUUUGUCACUCUCUCCAGAUUCGGAGAUCAUCGUACCACAAUGUGGUGAGAGUGUCUGAGGUCUCCAAGUUCAUCGAUAUCUCCUGCGUGCAGACGUACAUUAUAAACAGCGCCAAGAUCGUCUUCCUGAAUGGGAGGCCGCAGCCGAGGCACGGCAAGGGGGUCACGAAUACCUGCGAGAUAUGUGGCCGCAGCCUCCUGGACGUCUUCCGUUUCUGCUCUCUAGGCUGCAAGGUGCUUCUCUGAUCACUGCCCCGGCUCCGUUCCUCCCCUUUGAUUGCCAAUUAUGAAACCCUUUCGCACAGGGAAUCUCAUUUCUAUUUCUAUUCCUGACCACGAAUUGACGUCCAACUAGUUUGAAUGAUUUGGUAGCUUUGCUCCCAUUUUGGAAACCUUCCAUUUUCCGUACUACGUCGACCUGAUAUUCCUUUGUAAGCCUAAUUCAGCUCGGGGGCAUGAAGGACGAUCCGGGGCUGACCUUCGCGCUGCGACCCAAAGCCGGCCGGGAGUAUCUCACCGGCUCGGAAUCGGACGACUCACCCACUCCGAGUAAGCUCCGGAAGACGUCCCUCUUCAUCCGUUCGAUCAACCUUCCGUCCACCUCGUCGGACGGCGGCGGAGCAAACUCAGGCAGCAUUUCCCCGACGACACCCCCGAUCAUCAGCUACCGGACUUGCAGGCGAAAGGGUAUACCUCACCGAGCACCCUUCUAG
Messenger RNA from Spirodela intermedia, 1000 nucleotides. Lineage: Eukaryota; Viridiplantae; Streptophyta; Magnoliopsida; Alismatales; Araceae. The record is from the annotation of a GenBank genome assembly.